This is a messenger RNA of Pelobates cultripes (western spadefoot toad), 336 nucleotides long. Lineage: Eukaryota; Metazoa; Chordata; Amphibia; Anura; Pelobatidae. The record is from the annotation of a GenBank genome assembly.
AUGGACGCGGUGAAAACCCGGAAAAAAGACCGGAGAAAAGACAAACAAGAUGGCGGCGACACACCUGGCUUGCCGGACGACCAGUCAGAUGCUGAAUCAAUCUCCUCCAAACUAUCGGACUCAAUGAUCACAGAACGAAGUCUGCAUAGAAUGCUGCAAGACCUCCGCUCUACCAUUAGGAAGGAUUUCCUACAAAUUGACAGUGAACUGAGGAAGGAAAUUUCAACACUGGGCGAAAGAACCAGCCAUCUUGAAAACAAAUCCGACGAGCUGUGUGUAGCUCACAACGAAGUUGUUGAUAAACUUCAGAAACAGACAACAAUACGCUUCAAUUAA